AUUUUUUUAAAACAAUCCAGUGAAUGGAAGUUGGGAAUAGUUUUGCACAUAAUAAGGUUCAGAAUUAAAAAGUUGAAAGCAAAUUUGUUAACAAAGUACGUAUGUAUUAUCAUAUAUUACCUUAAGAUUGUCUUGCAGGCAUAUAUGGGAAACAAAGACAAUAUAACAAAGAAAAACAGUACAUAAUCAAAGACUUGCAAAUACCACUGUGAAAAAGACAACCUGUUGAAAUAAAAAGAUAAUACUAAGGACACGAGUUAUAAAGUGAGUUUGUAGAAUCAGUUCAGACUAGCGGUGAACGACAACUCGGGAGACCGACGGGUGCAGGGUAAUAACUGGUAGUGUGGGACCUAAGGGAGACCGACGGGAGCAGGGUAAUAACUGGUAGUGUGGGACCUAAGGGAGACCGACGGGAGCAGGGUAAUAACUGGUAUUGUGGGACCUAAGGGAGACCGAUGGGAGCAGGGUAAUAACUGGUAGUGUGGGACCUAAGGCUUCUGCAUCACCUACCCGUUGCAAAUAGGUAGUAAAGUUCCAUACAACAUUUUAUUUGUAAAUGUUGCUAAGAAACAUCAGAGAAAUUCACCUACAAGGAACAUGUUUAAUAUUUUUCUACCAUUAGAAGGACCUAGUGGACGUUGGUUUAGCAAUAAAAAGUCUGUAACACUUCGCUGAAUAUAUGAGCCAGAAGUAUUCGGAAUGGGACUUGAAUCGAGGGGAAGGCUGAGCAAAAUUAAACAGCCACCCUCCUCCUUACUGGACAAUCACGUAAUUUGCUUUCCAAUGAAAUUCAUUUUGAGCUUGUUCGUGCUAAUUAAACACCUAAUGAGGGCAACCGCGACAAAAUGGGACUUACAUAAAAGGACCCCCGGGCUUUGUAAUGUGUCUGUGUUUGAUGAUGGAGCAGUUUGUUUAUUCACCUCUCAAUUCAGCUUCUUAUUGUAAUGGAAAGCCCAGGCAGCAAAACUGGAGGCAGAAACAUUAUCCCCAGGGAAAUGUUGAAGCUGUCGAAUACUUGGAUAACUAUAAGAGAGCGCAACUGAAAGCUAUUCUCUCUCAGGUCAACCCCAAUUUGACUCCACGUCUCAGGAAAGCAAAUACCAAAGAAAUUGGGAUUCAGGUUAAUCCAAAGGUAGACGCUUCAGUUCAAUGUUCGCUGGGGCCUCGGACUCUACCUCGACAGAAACGACGUUCUGUAACCGAAGGAGUUCGGUCGCCGUCUCCGGCCGGUGCUAUCGAUGUCAGCAGUGAGGCUGCUGGCGCUACAUCACGGUCUCCCACCGUCGUGCGUUUCUCUCGCCCCAUCGCUGUCUACUCGCCUGUGUUUGAUCGGCGUAUGGGAGAAAAGAACCAAAGACGAGAAACAGCAGAUAGAAAGGUUUCCCCCGAGGGUUUGGAGGAAGUUUCCGCUCCACACCAGGAAAAAGAGGCUUUUCGUGAAAAAGAAAAUGCGGAUACAGCGGAUAUGGAAAACCAAGAAGCAAUAGGUCAGAAUGACCAAGAAGUCAAUGGAAAUGAAGGCAAGCAGAGGUUUCGUUUCCAGUUUUUGGAGCAGAAGUAUGGCUACUAUCACUGUAAGGACUGCAACAUCAGAUGGGAAAGUGCUUAUGUUUGGUGCAUUUCAGGAACUAAUAAGGUUUACUUCAAGCAAUUUUGCCGUAAAUGCAAUAAGGGAUACAAUCCUUACAAGGUGGAAGCUAUUCUCUGUCAGAUGAGGAAGAAUGAAGAAGGCACAUCCUUUGUCCCUGGAGUGUCGUAAGACUACUGAAAAGGAUAUGAUGAGCAGGUGGCAGCAGGAAAACUAGAACUAUCAUCUUUAUCUGAGGGCAUGCAUAAUCACCUCAUUGGUGGAGGGAUGGGGGUCCUUCACAUGUCAUGAUUGAGACCACAAUAUCCGGGCAACUAAGCUUGCAAUGGAUAUUCCAAGUGUGCAAGUACCUUCUAGGUCACCUGUGCAACCUUCCCACCUCAUAAUGAGAGCUUUGUCUGGGUGUAUUUUCAUAGUUAUGUGUGCCAUGCUGUUUCAUUGCAUUUUAUGGAGCCUCAAAGGAAAGCUUCACCAUUGUAUGACACUGCAAAGCUCAGAUAAUGGAACUGAGGACAUUUUACUUGGAGAGGUACCUGGAACCACAAUCCUGAAGGACUUCAAUGUUAAACAUGUUAGGGCACCAUAGAUACGAGGUUGAUGAAGAUACAUCAAAAUAUUCAUGCUUGGUUAGAGUGCCUUAGAUUUCAGAAUCUAUUCUGAACUUCUUGAAGUAAAAACAUAAUUUUCACUGUAUGCUGUAAGCUCAUGUUGGGGCUGUUGUUGAAGCACAUUUCAACUCUCAUGGAACUUCAAUGGUGACUCAGUUUGCUCUGAUUACUGUUACCCAGAAGCAGAUUCCUCUUAAAAAACCAUUACGGAAUGGAUUAUUGCCACCUGGGAGCUAACUGUUUCCAAGUUUUGAAGGCACUGGUACAAUCCAAGUCAUAGCAGAUGCACAGUUUGUAUUUUUCAUGGAUCAGAAGUGUUCCACUAGUAUUGUGGAGUAGGAAGUUGCUGUCCUCUCCCAUGAUAUCCACAUUUCUACUCCCACCAGAGUUUAUUAGGUAAUGCCCUCAUCUGUGUCUCACUGCCAACUACCCCAGAAUACACAAAUGGAAAACAACUUUUGGAUAAUUAUUAUCAAAGUAUGUAUAAAAUGUUUCAUUUGUUAUUGUUGCUAUGGCAAAAGAGUUUAUUAAAAGAUGCAUUUCAAUGAUUCCUGCAUAAAAAAUUUAUUGAUAUGUAGACAGAUAGUCUGAUGAAAUUUUGAAAGUUAGAGCAAUACUUACUGCAAUUUGUACAACUAUUAUCAUUACAGUAUUUGUUGAAUGAGUUUGCAAGUAGGCACAAGGUGGCAUAAACCAAUUUUUACAAUGUGCCAAUAUAUGAUGAACCUUUUCAUCCCCCUUCAUUAAAGAAAAAUAACUGUUGAAAGGGUAUGAAGAAUUACCAUAGUAGGGAACGGUGCCAUUGGCAGUUAAUAUUACUAUGCAUUUUUCUGUCUCUGAAAUUUCCCAUCUUUUUACUUUAGCAGAUUUUCUCUUGCCACUUGAAGGAGCACAUACUGUGUGGCCUUGCCUUGAAUCUGACCUAUCAAUGAAACUUUUACUGAAAGUCAGAUUUUGGCAAUAGUUGCACAAAUUUUUUUUCUGAAGAUUAGUUGGGUCCCUAAAUUCUCACACACAAUUCAAGCAUUGAAAAUGUACCCUUAUUAUUAUGUUGACCACAAAUAUUACAGUUUCUGCUUCUUUUGGAAUCAACAUUUCAUUUGUUCAAUUUGAUAAAUAUGCACCACUGCAAAUACUUCAAGUCAUAGAUGAAAGGUUUCAAUGAGAUGAAAUAUUUUCCUGUUUAGUUUUUAUAUUUAAGCUUUACUACAUCAUGAUGAUUUUUUUUUACUGUAUUUAGAGAUAUAGCAUAGAACAGGCCUUUCCGGCCCUUCGAGCCACAGCGUUUGGCAAACCCAGGCAGCCACAAUUUUAACCCUAACCCAAUCUGGUAUGUCUUUGGACCAUGGGAGGAAACUAGAGAAACCUACACAUUCCAUCGUGAGGAUGUACAGAGUCUCCUUAUAGAAGGCACUGGAUUGACCUCUGAUGCCUGAGCCUGAGCUGCAAUAGCAUCAUGCUAACCGCUAUGCUACCAUGCCGCCUAUCGCGUGGACUGUCUCAAUUUGUUAUCAUUGACGUUAAAUUAUAAAGGGGAUCACAGAGGUGGGUGAUGUCUCAUGUUAACCUCAUUGUUUGCACCUGGAGGUCAUGGCUUUGGCUACCUGUUCUUUACAGGCCUUUGUGCAGCAAAAUAGAUUUUACAAGGUUUUUGUUCAGUACAAGUUCUCACAGACCAGAUAACACAUGUUCACAGAUUCAAAUACUAUAACCUAAUACUUAAUCAUAUAGCACUGACUUGUCAGGAGAUCUCUCAGGCAGUUCGAGUGUAAAGUCCAGUGAACUGUGAGUAUCCCUCAUGCAUCUCAGUUACCUGGAAAUGUUGAAUUUGAACUGAAACUUCAGGAGGAUCCUUCUAAUAUAUGGCCCAUCCUGCAGUUCCCAAACAGCAUAGGGAUUGCAGACAACAAGCCUCAGUUGCCUAUUAAUGACCUUUCAGAUCUUAUCAUUAAUUCAUUACCCUUAAUGAAAUGAACAUUUUUAAAAAUGUUCUGCAAAUCUGUUCAAUCUGCUAUUUACAGUAUUUUAAUUAGAUAAUAUCUCUUUUCUCUUAAAUGUAAUAAAGCACAAAAGCUCUCAUCAGAAAAUGGACA
This is a messenger RNA of Hypanus sabinus (Atlantic stingray), 4289 nucleotides long. RefSeq names its product zygote arrest protein 1.L-like. The transcript is spliced from 4 exons. Bases 881 to 1759 code for a protein of 292 amino acids. Gene Ontology annotation, cellular component: cytoplasm. Lineage: Eukaryota; Metazoa; Chordata; Chondrichthyes; Myliobatiformes; Dasyatidae. Gene Ontology annotation, molecular function: mRNA base-pairing post-transcriptional repressor activity. Gene Ontology annotation, biological process: translation. The record is from RefSeq and is a predicted model, not a curated record.